This is a messenger RNA of Hydatigera taeniaeformis, 339 nucleotides long. The record is from the annotation of a GenBank genome assembly. Lineage: Eukaryota; Metazoa; Platyhelminthes; Cestoda; Cyclophyllidea; Taeniidae.
CCGUGGGUGAAAUUGUGCAUCAAUGGCUGCAAAGUAAUUAUCCGAGUUGUCUAUCUCUUUCUCAUCGACGUCCUCCACCCUCUUCAGUUUGCAAAAUUGAUAAAUGAUGCAGAGAGCCACGAUGUGAAAACAGAGCGACUCAACUUAUCCUUAGAGUACCUCGCAGCCUAUCUCGAUGACAUUCUCGUCCUUGAACAGAAGUGGUCAAAAAUGAAGCGCCUUCCUGGAAUGGAUGCCAAACGUAUCACUGACCCCGAACCCAACGAACUACCCCUUCUGCUCAACCACCCACCUGGAAUGGCACUUACGGAGGUCGGCACAAACUAUGCGAGAUCAUGA